Meloidogyne enterolobii is the source of this 4832-nucleotide messenger RNA. The record is from the annotation of a GenBank genome assembly. Lineage: Eukaryota; Metazoa; Nematoda; Chromadorea; Rhabditida; Meloidogynidae.
AUGAGAGAUUAUGGAAUAAUUAUUCCCCAUAAAAACGUGACUGUUGGAGUUCCUAUUAACGUCACACUGCGAUCACAACCAAAUUCUUUAGCUACAUUGCAUAUUUAUGAUAGUCGUUUGGAUGCAUUAAUUAAACAAUCUGUCCCUUCCUCCUCAAAUAACCAAUUAUGGACUUUCUCUGAAUUUCUCAACCCGGAACCUGGAGAACAUUAUUUCGAAAAUUUUAUUUGGUUUUCUAAUGUUUUGGAAUUGUCUAAAUUAUUUGCAAAAAGAAAAGAAAUAUGCCAAAAUGCUGGAAAACUUGCUCCUCAAUGUCCAGUUGAGGGUACUGAGCAGAUAUCAAACGAGCAUAUACAACCAUCUAGUAAAACAAGGAUACCAAUUUCGGCUUCUAGAUUUUCUACUGAAUGCUUGCGUGAAAUACAGGGAGAAUGUGAACGUCAAAAAACAAUUAGAGAAUCGGCUAAUGGAUUCUUAACAGAAAAAGGCCAAACAAAUCAACAACAAAAUGCUUGGCCGAUAAAAACCUCUGGAAAUGAUAAUCAACUUAUGUGGAUGUUAAAUAAAAAGAGCUAUGUCCAAAAUGUUCAAGAAACAUCAAAUAAUGUUGAAGCAUUAAGAAAUGGCAACCAACAAAUAUUAAAUAACGAUGAUGUUUUGUGGCGCUACUUCUUCCCUGAUGUUUGGAUGUUAAAUGAUUUUUAUAUUGGUCAAACAGGAGAAUUGGAAUUAAAUCUAAAAACUCCACAUACAGUAACUGAAUGGUUAUUUAUUCCUAAAUUUUGGACGGAUGGACGUAGGGAUGUUUGCCAUCUGGUUAAUAAACAUGUUUUGUUUGUUCAGAAAGAUGUUUUUAUGGAUGUUGACGUACCUUCGCAUAUUUAUGUUAAUGAAACUAUUUCAGUAAAGGUGACGAUUACUGCAGAAAAUCUAAAUAAAAAUGGAGAAGGUAAAAGAAUGGCAGUUUGUUUUAAAGGCCUUUCACCUUCUGUUUGUGGAGAUGUUGGGAGAGAUGGUGUUGCUGGAGAGAUAGAUUUUACUCGUAUAGAAUUAACAGAAGAAAAGCCAGUACAACAAAAACAAUUUUUUGUUCGUUUCCUCCGUCCAGGACUUCAUAAUCUUACUUUUGAGUUGAGAAAUGAGGAGGUAUUGAAAGGCCAUGGUUGGCAUUGUCGCGAUGGGAAUAUACAUGUUUUUGACCGCAUAGUAAAGCAAAUAAGUGUAACCAAUCGUGUCGAUAUAGAAGAACAUUUUCGCCAAAUUGUUGUUUACCAGCGUCAAAGCUUACCCCCAAGAACUGUUACACUUGAAGAUGUUUUGGGAGAGAAAUCGAGUACACGUGCAACAACAGAUCAUUCUUCACAAAAUUAUUUAACCUUACGUUCAACACAAGAUGUUAUUAGUUAUAGUCAACAACAACCUUUAAAAGUGGAUGAAAGUCAACAAGACGAUGAUACAACUAUUAUUGACACUGAACAAGUUAAGAAUCAUCUAAUUACUCAGAUUCAAAUAAACCCUGGAGGUCUCAGAAUUUUUAGCAUUGGAGUAGAAUUUUCAAAAUUUGUUGCCUCCUUUCCUCCAGCACUUUCUACUGAAUUGAUAGCUGCCUCUUCACCUCUUUCACUCAAUUCUGACCAAUUUCUACAGCGUGUGCGCAAUCGCUCACCAACAAAUUUAUUGUCACCUUCAAUUGCUGAAAAUUUACAAACACGUCGAAAACGUUCAAAAGGCAAAAAAGGAGGAAGAACCCAAAAUAAAGAAUUGCCUAUAAGAAAAAUAUUGCCUAAUAUAGCGCUAAUUAAAGGAGUAGAUUUGGAUAACAGUAAAGAGGUUGAUAGACCCCUUCAAGGCUAUUCCCUGCCUAAUUUGCUCAAGGAAUUGGCUCAGGCGAGUUAUGAAUUUAAAUCUUUGCGUGCUUUAUUAGCUGGAAUAGAAAAUAAUGAAGGUUCCAAAGAAAGUUUCUGGAAUAAUCCAAUAGAAAAGGAAUGGUUAGAACAACGGGAACGCAGAUUGGGCAAUUUAUUAUCAGAAUUGCUUACCUUUUCUGAUUGUCAAGGAAAGAAGUUAUGUGCUUUUGGUGAAUUUGGGAAGCCGAAUAAACCUGAAGAACGCAGUUUGGUUUUAACAUCAUUAGCAACUUCCCUACUUUGUGAACAAAGAACCCCUGAUGAAUAUAUAUGUGCUCCAAUUCAAUUUCUUGCUCAAUCCGUUCUAAAAAUAUUAAGUGAAGAAGAAGAAAAAGAGGAAAUUAUAGCAGGACUUGAUGCUUUUACUAAAUUUAAUGACAAGAAGAGCAAAUGGCUAUUUCUACAAGCAUUAAUAGUCCAAGUUGUUCUGGAUUGUUCAGCAUAUGCAUGUGCAGCACCAUUAAUGAAUGAUCAGUCUUCUUUGGCCAAGGAAGCAUGGAUGAAACUGCACAGUUCUUUUUAUCGUUCUGUUGAUCUGAGUGUAGACUAUGAUGUGAAAGUAAUUGCUGCUCUUGCUUAUAUGUCUACACCGGCUAUAAGAAGUGAGAUGCGAGCAAAACUUGCUGGGAAAACUGCUAAUGAUAACCAUAUUCCAUAUUGGAGUGUGACUGAGGGUUUUUCGAAUAAAUCAGUCAAAGUGCAAAAUUUAUUCGAAAGGAGUUUGCAAAAAAGUUCAAUUGUUCUUGUAAAUGCUUUAGCUUUACUAGCAUAUACACAAAACCAAAGUAUUUAUAAAUUCUGGAGGAAUGAAUUUAAUUUGGAGGCGUUGAGUAAUUGGUUAAUUGAGCAGCAAGAUAGUAAUAGACAAUAUGAGAAUGCUUUGGACACUUUCUUUGCUACUCGUGCAUUACAUCAAUUUGCUGUUGUUAAUGCGCAAAGGCAAAUGCGUCAAGCGUUGGCAGGAACACUUAAUGUAGCAAAUUUCACUGUAUAUUCAACAUCAUCAAAUAGUAGCAGAUUAUUUAAAGGUCAUGAUUUGCCUUUUGGGAUAUUUGUAGAACCUACAGUCCGUCAAAUGGAGCUUAAAUCUCGAGGAGAUUCACAACUCUUAUUAGGCGUUAAAGUUCAAGUAGAAAAGAGAAAACGUUCUCGUCGUGAUCCAAGUGAUGGUGAACCGAUUGUUUUAAGUUUAGAACAAAAAAGGAUACAAGCUGGAUUUAUAAAUCAAACAGUUACAAUUCGUUGUAAUUCACAUUUACUUAAUUCAAUUCAAAUUGAACAUGGCAUAUUUACUGGAUUCAGUACGUAUCCACAUUUUGUCUAUAUUUUGAGAGGCCCAGCAAAGUUCCAAGUAGAACCUCGCAUUAGUGCUACAGCUGUCCAUUUUGUUCUGACUAAUUUAAUUAAAGAAGUUAACGUUGUUUAUACAAUUGCAUUAAUCGAACCAAAUGGAGGCUAUUUACCGGAGAAUUUGGCACCUAUCUCCAUUAGUGCAAUGCAUCAUCAUUUAUCACUUGCUCAACUUAUUGUUUUGCCCCAAGAUUUUGAUUUUCUUGAAGACUUAACAACGUUAUCUAGGAGACGACGUUCAGUAUUAACUAAUUCUGAUGGGGAUGUUCUUCCUCCAGCAAUAUUUCCAGUUGCUACUUCUUUUCUUAGUCCAUUAACAACACCCAAAAAGGAUAAUGAGGAAAUUAAUAUUUUCAAUUCAACAACAAAAUCAACACAACACAAUCAAUUUUUAAAUCUGAUCUCAGAAAAGAGCGAUAAGCCUCAAUCCGAGAUUGUUGAAACAAUUUGCCUUCAAAAUGGAGUUUGCACUUGCGCGGAGCUAAGCUGUACAGUCAAAUGUUCCUCUUGUGCCAGGCUUACAUUUGGUGAACUUUGUGAAAAUAUCAACGCUCCAGAAGGACAUAAAUUUGCUUUAUUCUUCCGAAUCUCUUCUAAAAAUAUCGCUACCAUCCAAAUUGGUGACAGUUCAACAGAAUAUACUGUUUUAAAAGAUGUGCGCAUUAUGGAGUGGAAGAGUAAUGAAAUUGAACAACCAGAGCAGAUAACAAUUUGGAUUAGAAGUUGUAAUCUGAAUUGUUUGAGGAUGGUCAAUGAAAGAAAAGAUGGAGAAUUGCCUCGAUUUUUACUUAUAGGUGAUCCUAGGGGUCUGUUUGAUGAAAGUGACUUAGUAGAAACAAAAUCAAGAUAUGCAAGUUUUGAGAAGCUUGAAGGACAAAAAUCAACAAAAAUGCUUCUUCAGACACAUUAUUUAAUGAGAGACAACGACAGAUUGUUGAAAAGUACAGACUGUUACGAAUUAUUUGGAAGAGUAGAAGAUGAAAGUUGCUUUAUAUAAAAAGGCUGCUGCUUUAAAAAGAGAUAAGACCCAAAGAUAAUUUUAUACAUAAUUUGAUCUUACAGAAUUUGUAUUAUAAAAUUAAUAAUUAUUCGAUUUUUUUGUCGCCUACAGCGCCAAAAAUUCUGAUUUAAUAAGAUUUAAAAGGAUUAAGAGCGAUACUGGGGAUUCUGAAGUAUUAAAUUUAAUAUCAAAGGACUUGAGCGUGGCAACGAGGGAUCAAGAAGAUAUCGUUGGAUUUGGAGGGAUUUUGAGGGAUAUGAGGGGAUUUUAAGAGAUUAAUGUGAAUAUCCGUGGAUAUAUAUUGUGGACUUUGGGAUUCAAGGGAUUUUGGGAAUUAUGGGGUAUAUCAAGGGAUUUUUGGUGAUUAGGAGAGACAUCAAGUAAUAUCCCUCUUAAUCUCUCGGUCUCGACUCUCGGCUUUUUUAACUCUCGAACAUCACUCGUAUCCCAAUAAAUUAAUCCGCUUUUAGAAGAUUUGUGGCAUAUUGGGCUUGCGCCAUAGUGGGCCGUACCCAUAUUUUUAAUAUUUGGCGCGGAAACGUGCCUUCUAUAACUGGCGCUGAACAAUGUGCGCG